AUGGUGAAAGCAAAGAAAGCAGCUCAACAAGCCGAAUCAUCCAAGGGAGAGGCACAUGCAGCGCCUGAAGAAAGUCGGAGGUCACUCACUGACGGCGAACCUGAAUCGCCUCCGCCGAGAAACGAUAUGCCCGUUUCUGAUGUACUCCCUGAGGUUACUGAGGAGCUUGACUCGUUCAACACCGCGAAUGAGAAAGCUGCUUCAGAAGAUAGCGAUGAAAGAACUCCGGGUAUUGGGGAAGAGCCAUCAGCGAAAGUGCCUGAAGCAGAUCCGCAACCGCAAAUUGGAUCCUCUAAUGCUGACAUUCAAGAUGUUCCGGUCACUGAUAAAUCGUCGGAAGAGAAGGAUGAGUCUGCUUUACAGCUGGUGGUCGUUGAAGAUGAGAAGGAACAGAGUGGAGCCGAGGCUGAAUCAGGCAAGACGGGUGAUGAUGGACCCAAAGAUGAUGAAGCUUCACAGAAGGAAAGGAAGACAGGGGAGUCUAGUACACCGACUCAAUCUCAGUUUCUCACACCAGGAGAUGCAGCCAAGUCUCCAUAUUUGGCUAAGGAAGCAGGAGCCUCACCUCAGUUGAGAUCGAGAAGGUCUGGUGACAAAAGUGCUGAACCAAUGCCUCCUCUCAUCAAGAAAAGGUAUGAUCAGUUUCUUAAGCGUAAAGUACUUGCUGAGCGUUCGGUCGAUAUGAAGGAAGCUGAUCAGUGGGGUUACUUGGCGGUUAUCAAGAAAGGAUCUAUGGAAUCAACUGUCUCGAGUCUUGCUGUGUAUGUUGAGCAAGUUGUAGCUGAGUUCUAUGCAGGUCUGCCGAGUACUAAAGCUGAAGCAGAUGUUGAUGAAGUAGUUGUUUCCGUGAGAGGACAAGAGUACAAGUUCUCACCUGCGCUCAUCAACAACGCCAUAGAUUGGGAACCACUUACUGAGGAAGAAGAGGAGGAAGACACAACUUUGGAUGAUAUCUCAGUAACUGAGUUGGCUUCAUUCAUCACUGGAGAUACGAGGACAGAAUGGGACGGUCUCACUACAGCGGAUCUUACUCCGUGCUACGGUGCCUUGAUGAUCAUAGCUGCAUACAACUGGAUUCCUUCUACUCACAAGACUUAUGUCUCACUUGAGAGGGCAAGGCUGAUCUACAAGAUGGCUCAUGGAGUCCGUGUUGAUUUGGGUAAGAUGAUGUUCAGACAGAUUCUCAAUCUUGGAGUGAUUCAGGUCAAUGAUGCACGUUGGUUGAUCUUCCCUCGCUUGAUCAUGGCACUCCUCCAAAGCCAGCAUGCAGUUACAUCUUACCCCAGUGACAAGCUCCAACGUCCGGUUCCCUACAAGAAGGAUAAACGAGUGGGCGAGAUCUAUGAGCAGAGAAUAGCGAAAGGAAAGGGACCAGCUAAAGCUGAACCAAAGAGAAGCUCUGCCAGGACAACCCGUCAGUCAUCUCCUGCUCCGAUUCCUGCUCCACGAACUGCUACACCAAGCUCCAGGACUGCACCACGUCGUGUAUCUCUGUAUGAAGUUGGAUCAGUUGCCAUCCCUCGAGGACCACUCAGCCGGGUUGAUUUGCAAGUGGCACUACAGGACACAACACGAGCCCUUCAAGCGCUAGCUGAGAUAGUUCAGGAUCUUCAGAGCGCUGUAGCAGGUUAG
Molecule: messenger RNA, 1632 nt
Organism: Raphanus sativus (radish)
Lineage: Eukaryota; Viridiplantae; Streptophyta; Magnoliopsida; Brassicales; Brassicaceae
Exons: 2
Coding region: 1-1632 (543 amino acids)
Source: RefSeq, a predicted model, not a curated record